CCCAAACAAAAAAUAACACUUAAUACAAAUUCCAUUAAAUCUCCUCCAUAUAUUUCCAUUUAUUUAAUUUUCCUCUCUUAGCUUGCAACUUUGUCCACUUUGGGAUAUUGUGGUUUUUGCAUAAGAGGGAAAACCAAUAUUUUGCAUUUGAUAUUCUUCAAGAUGUCAACACAUUGUGUAAGCAUUAUCAAGAAUUCCAACUUGUCUUCAAAGAUGAAAGAAGAAGAUUAUGAUCAUGAGCAAGAGAUCAAAGAUCAACCAAUUAAAAUAUUUGAUUGGAGUUCAAUUUUAUCUUCUUCGAAGAAUGAAGAUUCAUCUUCAACUAGUCUUUAUGUUCAUCCUCUGGACAAAAGCUCGAGAAAUUCAUUGAGUGAAAAAAGCCUUGAAAUUUGUACUGAGAGUCUUGGAUCAGAGACUGGAUCUGGCUCUGAUUGUUUUCUCUCUUCACCUAUAUCUGAGCACGAAGAUUCGAAUGAUGACAAACACAAUCAUCAUCAUUAUUACCAUCAACAACAAUAUCCUAUUGUCUCAGAGUCCUUUGAAGAUUUUCAUGUUUAUAAUCAUAGCAAGAGAUUGAUAGCUUCUUCAAAGUCUUUUCCUCCUUCUCUUCCUUCCAUUCACAUGCAAUCACAUAGACAAAAUGGUAGAUUGAUUCUUGAAGCGGCUUCUAUUUCACCUAACAAUAGUCUCCAUGCUCAACGCCUUGACGGUCACCUCCUUCUCACCGUCAUCAAUCAAAAUAAUUAUGAACAUGAAAUAGAGAAACGCGAGGAUGAAGUUGAAGAGUUUGAGAAAGUGUUCGACGAUAUUCAAGAAGUUGAAGGUAAAGAAAUACCCCACUCAGAUAGUGGUGGUAGUGAUGAAGAAGAAUCCAAAGGAGAAGAGGACGAGGACGAGGACAAGAAAACUAUGAUGGAACAAAGUCCAAGAUUGUCAAGUGAGGUGACAAAUGUCAACAAAGCUUCCAUCAUGACCCUAGAGAAAAAGAAUCAACUAGCAUGGUCUAAACAUACUGUUAGUUUCAACACGACAUCUGGUUAUAUCGAUUUCAACAGUAAAUUCAACAACUCAGUAAACUUGUUGACACAAGAGGAGAAGAAUACUAAUAACCUUAGAGAAUGUUACACUUAUCCUUCAUCCAUUUCUCAUUCACUUUCUCAAUCACCAUCACCAUCACCAGCACCAGCGGCUUCAACCUCAUUAAAUGCAUAUGAAUACUUUUGGAGGAAGAAACCAACAAUGACAAACAUUGUCAAUAAUUCCACUAUUACCAAGUACUACUACUACAACAAUGAGCAAGUUGGUGUAGCAACAACAACUAAUGGUAUUGAUACCACAAGUACAAAAAAGAUAGCAACAUAUACACAAGACUUGGUGCUAAUUAAAGAGAACAAGGCAUCAAUUAUGAACAACAAUUUGGGGCCUCUAUUGAGAAGUUGCAAAGAGCCAAUGAGUUCUCUAAUAAUUUGGGAGCCUUAUUGCAUCCCCACCUCCUAAUGGUGAUUAUCAUUAAUCCAAAUUAUUAAUCAAAUUAUAUGAUAUAUGAAUAUGUAAUUAGUCAUUGCACAUAUGAUUUUCCUCUUUUAUAGUUUUUACUCUUUUGUCAAGAAAGAGUUUUGUAUAGCCAAAUAAAAAGAAGGGAGAGAGAUCAAAAGGAAGAUUUUAAUGGAGGUCAAUACAACCAUUUCAUCUUAUUUAUGAGCCUUUUAAUUAAUGUU
This is a messenger RNA of Solanum pennellii, 1718 nucleotides long. RefSeq lists its product as uncharacterized. The record is from RefSeq and is a predicted model, not a curated record. Bases 163 to 1497 code for a protein of 444 amino acids. NCBI's taxonomy places the organism in Eukaryota, Viridiplantae, Streptophyta, Magnoliopsida, Solanales, Solanaceae. The transcript has 2 exons.